Argiope bruennichi is the source of this 4020-nucleotide messenger RNA. It is a transcript of the gene Pkc98E, whose product is annotated as calcium-independent protein kinase C-like. The transcript has 15 exons. Gene Ontology annotation, molecular function: diacylglycerol-dependent serine/threonine kinase activity; ATP binding. NCBI's taxonomy places the organism in Eukaryota, Metazoa, Arthropoda, Arachnida, Araneae, Araneidae. The record is from RefSeq and is a predicted model, not a curated record. Bases 226 to 2421 code for a protein of 731 amino acids. Gene Ontology annotation, biological process: protein phosphorylation.
GCGCAGAUGCUACGCUUCCAGGUCAAGGAGAACUAUGGGAUACUGUAAUAUGACCAUCACACACACUAAAUAAGCUGAUAUAGCCAUGUUUAUAUACUUUUCGAUAAAGUUUUACUCGAUUUGAUAAAUUUUCGCGCUCUAUUUCACUACUUAUUUUCUCCGAUAAUGAAUUUACUCAUCCUUACGUAAUAGAUCAUCUUCCAACUGACCUGCCUGUUGGCAGAAAUGCCGCAUUUCACGGGAACUAUGAAAUUGAAGAUAUGUGAAGCGGUGGAUUUGCGUCCGACAGAAUUCUCGACCAGGCAUGCAAAUGUUGUCGGAAAAAACACUCCCAUGCUUAUCGACCCUUAUGUUGCAGUCGAUGUCGAUGAAAUCCACGUCGAUCGCUCCUCUACCAAGCAGAAGACAUUCAAGCCGGUAUGGAACGAGUUUUUCUCGACCGAUAUUCAUAGCGGCCAGAAUUUGGGGUUGACUGUUUUCCACGAUGCGGCGAUACCGCCAGACGAUUUCGUAGCGAAUUGUAAUAUUUCGUUUGAUGAGCUUUUGAAUUCUUCGAAAGAAUCCGGAAAAUACGAGUCUGACGUUUGGAUUGAUUUAGAACCUGGAGGCAAAAUUCAUGUUGUUAUUGAACUUAUUCCACAAGAAAAUGCUACCCAGAAGCCAAAGGUCUUCAAAGAGAGGCAGGGCCUCAACAGACGGCGCGGAGCGAUGCGCCGCCGCGUUCAUCAGGUCAAUGGUCACAAAUUUAUGGCAACUAUUCUUAGGCAACCUACUUUCUGUUCUCAUUGCAGAGAAUUCAUCUGGGGCUUGGGCAAACAAGGGUAUCAGUGUCAAGUAUGCACUUGUGUUGUUCAUAAAAGAUGUCACGAAUUUGUUGUCACCAAAUGUCCUGGUUCCAGAGAUGCAACGACAGAUGAGGUUGCAGGAGGAGGUGGGAGUCGAUUUAACAUAAACAUCCCUCAUAGAUUCACUGUUCAUAAUUAUAAAAGGCCUACAUUUUGUGACCAUUGUGGUUCGAUGCUUUACGGAUUGUUCAGACAAGGUUUGCAGUGCGAAGCUUGCAGUAUGAAUGUUCAUAAACGUUGUCAGAAGAAUGUCGCCAACAAUUGUGGCAUAAAUCCGAAGCAAAUGGCAGAAAUUCUGAGUGCACUUGGAAUAUCAAGUGAUAAAUUAGGAAAGCCUACAUGUAGGAAGAAAAAGCCUUCAAUCAGCGAAUCUCCAAACAAAAUGGGUCAGAUGACAGAAAGAGCACAUACUUCACCUUUACCUUCAGAUUUAGAUUCACGAGAAUAUUCUGGAGAUUCUCGAGUUGAGAAGUAUCAGUCCUUCUUUCCAAACAAUCGUGGAGAUCUUACACUACUUGAUAAAGACAGACCUAAAAAAUUAGGUCUGGAUGAUUUCAUUUUUAUUAAAGUUUUGGGUAAAGGAAGCUUUGGAAAGGUUUUAUUGGCUGAGAGAAAAGGAACAGAUGAAGUAUAUGCAGUCAAAGUUUUGAAAAAAGAUGUCAUUCUACAAGAUGAUGAUGUUGAUUGCACUAUGACAGAGAAAAGAAUUCUUACCUUAUCUGCCAAACAUCCCUUCCUCACUGCUCUCCAUUGUUGUUAUCAGACAGAGGAUCGCUUAUUCUUUGUUAUGGAGUAUGUAAAUGGAGGUGAUUUAAUGUUUCAAAUUCAGAAGGCGAGGAAAUUUGAUGAACCUCGGGCUAGGUUCUAUGCUGCUGAAGUCACUUUGGCCCUGAUGUUCCUGCAUCGUAAUGGAGUUAUUUAUCGCGAUUUGAAGCUGGACAAUAUCUUAUUGGAUAGUGAAGGACACUGUAAGAUCGCUGAUUUUGGUAUGUGCAAGGAAGGUAUAAUUGAUGGAAAUACAACCACUACAUUCUGUGGUACACCUGACUACAUUGCACCAGAAAUACUUCAAGAACUGGAGUAUGGUCCGUCUGUUGACUGGUGGGCACUUGGGGUGCUGAUGUAUGAAAUGAUGGCAGGGCAGCCACCAUUCGAAGCUGAUAAUGAAGAUGAUUUGUUUGAAAGUAUUCUGCAUGAUGAUGUCCUCUAUCCAGUAUGGCUUAGUAAAGAAGCUGUUUCUAUUUUAAAAGGGUUCAUGACGAAGAACCCUGCUAAACGCCUGGGCUGUGUCGCAUCUCAGGGGUAUGAAGAGGCCAUAUUACAUCAUGCAUUUUUCAAGGAGGUAGAUUGGGAGGCUUUGGAAGCCAGAAAAGUCAAACCUCCCUUUAGGCCAAAAAUUAAAACCAAACGUGACGUGAAUAACUUUGACCAGGAUUUCACGAAAGAGGAGCCAGUUUUGACGCCAGUGUCCUCGGAGGUCCUGCGAAACAUCAACCAGGAGGAAUUCCGUGGUUUCUCCUUUGUUAAUGAAGAUUACAAUCCUGCCAAAUUUCUAUGUGACGGUCCCGCAACAUAGUGUCUUGUACCAAACGUGUAUAGCAAGGACUCCCUUAUUGUUGUGUCUAGUCAUUAGUUUUGUAUUUGUACCACCUCUUCAUGUACAGUUUAAAAUGGCCUCCGCACAGGUGUUCUAAUUCAUAGACGGACUAGGCUCUUCACGCAUCAUUAAUUUAUUUUCCAGUGACUGUGCUGCAUGUGUCAACUAGCUAUUUAUCUGUUUUUGUAUGGUUGUGUAUUUAUUUUUUUAAGUCACUUUUUUAACUUGAGUUUUAAAAUCAGUUUCUUCCUUUCAUUUUUUUUUUUUUUUUUCUUUUAAAGAUAGUGUUGCUUGCAGGUACUGUAUCCACGAAUAAAACAUUUUUCGCAAAUAUUCUGCCUACAGAUCAAACAUUGCUUGCAGGUGCUGUACAUACAUUAUUUGCUGGUUUGGUGCCCACAAAUAUCUGCUGAAGGAAUGUUAUGCCACCUGGUGGUGAAUUCGGAGAUUUUAUACUUAAUAAUAAUUGAAUUAUUAUGUCAUUAUUACAUUAGGAUCCUGUGAUUAAUAAAAAAAAUAAAAACUAAAAACAAUACAACAUUUUUUUUUUUUUUUGAAAUUCGACUUUUUAGCUCAUUUAUAAAAGUGUAUUUAUAAAAAAGAGUUUUUUUUUUUUUUUUUUUUUUUUUUUAAUUUAGAACAUUUAUUAGCAUGAAGGAAAGGAAGUAAAUUAAAUCAAAUUCAUAAUAAAUAAGUACCCAACACCAGGUAUUCCAUACCAAAUGCAUGCCAAAGUAAAGAAAAAAUCUUGUUAAAUGACAUUAAAUUUCCUAAUCUCAAGACUACAAGGAGAAUCUUGUCGAAAAAUGUUAAAUUCUUUUUAAGGAUUGUUGAAUUUGAUGUUAUUGAUGAAAAAAAUAUUCAUUGAUACAGUACCUUCAAAUAACACUGUAUCGGUUGAUACAGUAUCUGCAAGAAAAGAAAGUCAAUAAAUGUUUCCAAAUAAGGUUUUAUCUGUAGGUACAUAUGUGCAAAUGUCGCCUUAUCAGUAGGUAUAGAACCUGCAAAAGAUGGAAGUCAGUUAACAUUUUAUCCAUAGGUAAAAGUACCUGCUUAAUAACGCCUUAAUCAUUAAAGGAACUGCAAAGGGGAAAAGUCAAAUAACAUUUUAACAGUAGGUACAGUACCUGCAAGUACACUUCUUUUUUUAAAAGCCUCUAAAAGGGCCUGAACAUGAGAUGGUUCAUAUUCUCGCUUAUUGUCAGCCCUUUUAUUAAUAGAUAUGCAAUUCAGUGUGACAUUAGACCAGGAGUCAGAUGACUUUCUGUAGUUUUGACCUGCAUUCUUCUCCCUUGGAACUGGAGUGUGUCUCGGAAGAUUUAUAUACCUAAAGAUAACAAUGAAUAUGCAUAUAUAUGUUGUUUAUUCUGUGCCAGCUAUGGAGUAACUUAACACAUUAUUUACAAAAAAGAAUAUGCAAAUAAAGUAGGAAAAAAUUGUUACCUAUUAUGCAAUAUUUUUCUUAGAAUUGGAGAAUAUGCAAUUCAGAAUUAACAAUGUUAUUAAAAAUGUCACAUUUUUAUAAGUUUUGUGUGUUUUAUUUACUUGUUAUAUUUGCACUUUCUAGUCAGUGAGAAU